Molecule: messenger RNA, 637 nt
Organism: Saimiri boliviensis boliviensis (Bolivian squirrel monkey)
Lineage: Eukaryota; Metazoa; Chordata; Mammalia; Primates; Cebidae
Source: RefSeq, a predicted model, not a curated record
GCGCGAACGCAUCUGCGCAUGUGUGCGAACACGUCUGCUCUCCAUGGUGGUGGCAGUGGCCAUGGCCGUUGCUCUGUGUCUCCCAGCACCUCCCUCUGGAGAUGCCGGCCUCAUGCUCCCAGAGCCUCAGCCCCUGUGUCAUUCUCCUUUCUGUUACUGCUGACAGCUUUCUUCGGUCUCAUUUGUCACCAAGCCCCGAGUGCACGGUGUCUCCCAGAAUGCCCGGGCCUGCCCCCGACCCCCUGCCAUGGGUGGGAAGUCGUCGGGGGCACUGUGGGGAAGCUAACCUGGCCCCUUCCCCCAGGAGUCCCUGUGCCAGCCCCACCACAUCCUGGAGGAGGAGGGGGCCUCGGGAAGGGGCCUCCCUUACAUCGCUGCUGUCGUCCACGCCCUGCUAGACCGGCCUUAGGGGUGAAGGUGGGGGCACAGGGCCCACCCCGCCUAGGACCCGGGAAGUAGAAGAUGCACCUGGGCUCCAUGCUCUGAGACAUGGGGCCCCUCGGCCUUCAGGCUUGGCCGUCGCUGGGGGUGGAAGGCCCACGGGUGUCGCAGGUGUCGUUUCAACUGCAAUAAACAAGCCAGAAGUCCUCUGGGUGGCCCUCAGGUGUGACUGUGUCUGAGCACGCGCGUCUCGGGG